Messenger RNA from Naegleria lovaniensis, 2409 nucleotides. RefSeq lists its product as uncharacterized. The transcript is spliced from 5 exons. NCBI's taxonomy places the organism in Eukaryota, Heterolobosea, Eutetramitea, Acrasida, Naegleriidae. The record is from RefSeq and is a predicted model, not a curated record. The coding region runs from base 1 to 2409 and encodes 802 amino acids.
AUGCUAAACAAGAACCUCAAGAGAAGACAUUCCGCUUCUUCGUCGUCCCUCUCUUCAUCAUCAUCAGUAGGCUCUUCAAAUUCUCUAACAGACGAGGAAAAUAACUAUAACUCAAAUCGUAAUCAACAACCAAUUGCUUCGAUACAGCCCAAUAGAAAUGUAAACGUCGGAGGCUCUAUUCAUAGUGUGGUAAUGGCAAAUGCUACAGUCAUUUCUCCAAACGAUUUAAAAGCAAGUGGACAGAAGGUAUUUCAGGCCAAUCCAUCACCUGGCCAUGUACCUCAAAAGAAGAAGCGAAAAUCUCCCUCACAAAAACACACUUCAUCGGGAAUUUCACCUGCAUCAUCAUCAAAUACAAAUCACAGCCUGCCCUCCAACCACACUCACGAGCAACCACAACCACAAAAUAAUAACGAUAAUAUUCAAAAUUCAGCACUCAGGUCAAAAAUUACAAGCGAGCAAAUUGCAUAUUGUCCGUCUUGCGCCUUUAUCGGAAACAAGUCACAUUUACCUCAGUCUGUACUUUCUGUGGGUGUGGAAACAAAUUUCAAUUCUCAGACUGUUUCAUUGAAUGAAAGAUAUGAACCAAUUUAUCAUCAAUUUUUAGUGAAAUUGGUUGUAUCAAGACCGUUCAAUAGACUCAGUUUUCAUUUGAACUCAUUUGAGGCGAAGAACAGCGUUGUUUUUAAUGUAAAUAGAGAGCCUAGUCCAAUCGAAGACGGAAACAUUCAUCAUUUAGCAAUUUCUUUUUCAUCCAUUUAUUUAUCAGCUGCAGUUUUAACAGAUCCGCUAAUAUCAUCCACAAAUUUACCAUUUCUAACUGAAAAAUCUGUGAAGCCUUUUGUUCAUUUUGGAAACGUUGAUUGUCGAGGAAAUGAAAUAUUUAUUCCUCUUCAAUUUUUAUGUGAAAAUCCAGAGAAAUACUUGUAUCAACAUUACCAAAUUAUGUCAUCGAAUGCCAAUGAAUAUCAAGGAAAAUUCAUUAUUGGCGGAACGCUGGACGUUCAAGCUGUUGUUCAUUAUUCUUCACCACAAUCACCCCACGGUUCAACUAACAGUUCAUCUACGAUUUUAGGUAGUUCUGAAGUGAAAUUUACCUUUCCAUUCUCGGUGAACAAGACCACUAUUUCUCCAAAUCUUCCUAGUAAUUUACUUCAAGGCGAUUUACCUCUGAUUUACCAUGAUGUUCGUACGAACGGUAAAGGUACUCUACUCUGGUAUCCAAUACAUGUACCGUUUUUAUCUCCUGGUCUCAAAUUACUUUGUCUCCUAGCUCAUAAUUCUGCUGUUGACAAGCAUAGAGAUUUAUUUGGAAAAAUUUCAAAUGAAAGUGAGCAACGAUAUUUAAAUGUAGGAUCGCUAUUACUGGAAUUUAUUAAUGGUUUAAUGAGCGAACAAAAGAAACGGUAUUCUUACGUCUAUGAACUAAAAAAUCAACAAGUUUUCCCAAUGCAUGAAAAAAAGACAGUGAAAAUAUUAACUCACAGUAAUCUACACAAAUACAAAAUUGGAGAUGAAGGAUAUAUCACGAACCACAAUUUUUAUACGUCAGAACAUUCAGACAUUUUAUGGCAACAAAAUAAGUGUCUCGUCAAAAUAUUACAGUAUGGAGUAUGCAAAAAGUACAUUAACGGAAGCCCUUAUGAUUCUCUCUCUUCAACGAACGAAGGUGAUAAUAUUGAGAUUGUGUAUCUCAUAGAAUAUCCAACAAAACAUGGUCCAAAAACUGUUUUUAUUAUUGAAUCAGAAAUUCAAUCUAUUGCAGCUACUCCUUCAGACAUAUCUGAAGAAGAGGCUAAAACAAAAGAAAGCAAUGAAAAAUUAUACAAUGAGGCAUUGCAAGAGGUGUAUAACAUUAACACACAAGACUUGUUAAAUUUAGAGAAGAAAUAUCAACUGCAGCAGUUGAAUGAAGAACCAGAAUAUCAUCAAACAAACCACUUUAAAGGAGAUUUACAUUUACAUGGAAAUUUAUUAAUUAAGGGUCAUGUGAAAAUUGAAAGACAAGUGUCUCAGGUGGAACGAGUUAUUAUGAACAUCGAUACCAAACACCAUGAUUAUUACAUGUUGUACAUUGAUAGUAUUCCGUCCGAUGUACCCAUCAAAGUAAUGCUGUGCUUCUGUUCACGUCUUGCAAGUGAUCAUUCCGUGAAAGUGCAACCCAUUACCAUUAUUGAAACCCCUAAUCAUUUCAUUUAUCCAAAACCUGAAAAAAAGGAGUCCAUUUCUGAGGUAUGGUUCGAGUGCAGGUCAACCACGAACACUAAGGAAAAACUUGAAAGCACUACUCCACUUCCAUUUCUGUUCACACCAAACGAUGUGAAAAACACAUCAGAGCCAACCACCGAUGUACUCAUCCCAUUGUCAUGGCAGCAUUAUUUCAAAUCUUCCGCCACUCUUGAAAAAUAA